CGAAUCGUAAGUAUGACGCCAAUGACGAAUGGUUCGUGAACGCGCACGCUUUGGCGUAUGCAUGCACGUUCGACCUUGUUUUUAUUGACGUUUAAUUUUCUGCGGCUGCGCGCGGCAGAAUGUUGUUGCCGUUGGUGAUUUGUAAAGAAAGAAGAAUUUGAGAAAAUAUAAAAAGAGUACUGUAGGGGAGUUACACAUUUUGGCUCCUCAACCGAAACAAAUUUUUGUAGGUUAAAAGCUAACCUACGCGCGUAGUUAUAGUUUGAGUUUCGGAGUGGAGGGGAAGCUAGCGUUAGCUAGCUAGUCAACCUCACCCUUAUGUGAUCGUCCGUCGCCGGCCACUGCUACACUCAGAGCAAGACAACAAAAUAGCUAAUCGCCAUUAUAUGACCAAGUAUUUAGCGUCAUUAUUGGCCUUCAUGUGGGUGAGGGAUUUGUGUGUGUCAGAUUAUGGCGAGAAAAACAGUUAGCAGGAAAAGGAAGGCAGGGGAGUCCAAGGACCAACAACAACAGGUAGGAGGAACUAGACUGGUGUUUCAGUCAAUUGCCGUUAGCCUUUCGAGCAAAUCUUGGUUAGCUUAGUUGGCUAGCUAACGUUACCACUUUGCGUUGACUGGUUGAGCUAGCUACUAACAGAUUCGUAGCGAAUUUAGCUUGAUAGCUAACGCCACGCAGCUAAAAAGCACGUUUAAUUUUUUUUUUAACUUUACAGUAACUAGAUGGCUAUAACUAACAUUAACGUUAGUUUCCUAGCUUGCUAAAGAACUCAAUCCGUGUUACUAGCUAGUUUGUUAGCCAAGAAUGGCUAACGCGUUAGCUAGUUCACUGGCUAGUGUAGUUAGCUAAUGUUAGUUCAUGUUUCUAUUUUAAAUGUUUUAUUUCGUUUGACUGUUCCUCAUUUUUUUAUUAAAUGGACCGUUUCACUAACUAGUUAGUUAAGUUAGACUUUUGAGAGUGCGUGUUUCUGGUUAGGCCUAGGCUUACAACCACUAAUGUUUUUUCCUAAGUAAGCACCGGAUGUACAAUUGGAUUUUAGGGGAUGUGUGGAAAAAUAUAUAGAAUAAUCAUUCUGAGAAUGGCAUACAAUUUCAGUAGAGGUGUAAAAUGAUAGCAAUUUAGCUAGGUUAUAUCCUAUUCGACUGGACAAGGGUGGGUAAGCCAUGUGUUGUACACUGACUGCAAUUGAAUUCAACUAAAUUUCAGUGCUUAUUGGUUAGGCUAAAUGUAUGAAAAAUGAGAAUUAUUUCAGUAUUGCCCCCAAAUCCAGUGCCACAUCCGGCAUAAUGUUCCAAUGUUGAUGUACCACGGCCACAUACAAAGCCCAUACUGCAGAAAUGUCCAAGUAAUCAAAUCCAAUUUUAUUUGCCACAUGCACAGAAUACAACAGGUGUAGACCUUACAGUGAAAUGCUUACUUACAAGCCCUUAACCAACAAUGCAGUUUUUAAGAAAAGAAAAAAAAAGUGUUAAGUAAAAAAAGAGAUAAGUAAAAAAUAGCAAAUAAUGACAUUUUAGUCAUUUAGCAGACGCUCUUAUCCAGAGCGACUUACAGUUAGUGAGUGCAUACAUUUUGAUUUUUUUUUUCUCCAUACUGGUCCCCCGUGGGAAAUGAACCCACAACCCUGGCGUUGCAAAUGCCAUGCUCUACUAACUGAGCUACACAGGACUUUAAAGAGCAGCAGUAAAAUACAAUAACAGUAGGGAGGCUAUAUACAGGGGGUACCGGUACAGAGUCAAUGUGCGGGGGCACCGGUUAGUCGAGGUAAUUGAGGUUAUAUGUACAUGUGGGUAGAGUUAAAGUGACUGCAUAAAUAAUUAAUUAGCAGCGUAGUGGGGUGGGGGGGCAAUGCAAAUAGUCUGGGUAGCCAUGAUUAGCUGAGGGAUGAGGCAAAUAUAAAGAAGAAACUAUACUAUGAAACAAAGAUGAAUGAUAGUAAAAGCUUUGGAGCACCUUAAAUGACAUUUUGGGCAAAAGGGCAAACUCAGCUCCAUCAUUCAUUGAAUCAGAUGGCUCAUUCAUCACAAAACCCGCUGAUAUUGGCAAUUACUUUAAUGAUUUUAUUUCAUUGGCAAGAUGAGCAAAUUUAGGCAUGACUUCAUUGUGGCUUUUGACAUUAUUGAUCAUAGUCUGCUGAUGGAAAAAUGUAUGUGUUAUGGCUUUACACCCCCUACUAUAUUGUGGAUCAAUAGUUACCUGUCUAACAGUACACAGAGGGUGUUCUUUAAUGGAAGCCUCUCCAACAUAAUCCAGGUAGAAUCAGGAAUUCCUCAGGGCAGCUGUCUAGGCCCCUUACUUUUUGAGUAAUCUCCCGAGUGGCGCAGUGGUCUAAGGCACUGUAUUGCAGUGCUAGCUGUGCCACUAGAGAUCCUGGUUCGGAUCCAGGCUCUGUCGUAGCCGGCCGCGACCGGGAGACCCAUGGGGCGGAGCACAAUUGGCCCAGCGUCGUCCAGGAUAGGGGAGGGAAUGGCCGGCAGGGAUGUAGCUCAGUUGGUUGAGCAUGGCGUUUGCAACGCCAGGGUUGUGGGUUCAAUACCCACGGGGGGGCCAGUAAAAAAAAAUAUAUAUAUAUAUAUAAAAAAGAAUAAUGUAUGCACUCACUAACUGUAAGUCGCUCUGCUAAAUGACUAAAAUGUAAAUGUAAAAUGAGUAAAGCCAGUAUGUCUAUGUGUGCGGAUGACGCAACACUAUACACGUCAGCUACUACAUCGAGGGAAAUCACUGCAACACUUAACAAAGAGCUUAUUAAUGUUAGCUCUCCAUGUACAUUUAAGGGCCAGCCGUGCUGAGCCAAUUGUAAUUUUCCGAGGUCCCUCUGUGGCACCUGACCACACGACAACAGUAGUCCAGGUGUGACAAAACUAGGGCAGCCUAGACAGCUGCCCUGGGGAAUUCCUGAUUCUAGCUGGAUUAUGUUGGAGAGGCUUCCAUUAAAGAACACCCUCUGUAUACUGUUAGACAGGUAACUAUUUAUCCUUAAUAUAGUAGGGGGUGUAAAGCCAUAACACAUGUAAACCUCAGUACUACAUAGAGCCAUGGCAACAUCAGGUAACUGAUGCAAGCAUUAGAAUCAGAUUUUAAAAAAAACAAACAGAUAAAAAUACACCUUAUGGAACAGCGGGGACUGUGAAGCGACACACACACACAGGCACAGGCACAUACACACAAAGUCAAACUGUCAAAGACACUUCCUCUAGCCUAAAAUACAAUUUUGUGUACUGAAUUGCAGGAGCAUGGGAAAUUUCAUGAACAUUUUGUUCCAUAUUCACUUGGAAUGACCCCAUUCUAAAUAGUCAGUGUUCUUGAUGUACUUGGUGCUGUUCAUCUCAUUUAAGCCUUGUACAAACCUUUCUCCUUCUCUUUUUCUCUCUCCUCCGUCAGGUGGCCUGGUGCCAGUCGGCGAGCAAGCGAACGCGUGUGUCCUCAUCCCGGCACGCUCAGCAGUGGUGGCGUAGUCAGUGCUCAGUGGUGUGUGCAAUCCGGGGCCGCGAGUUUCGGCCGCAGCAGCAGCAUGAGUGGCGGCUCCAGCGUAGCCUGCGGGGCUUUGCCGCCGGCCGCCUCCCGGGCAUCCUUAAGGAGCGGGAGUUCUCCCUUGGCCGCCUCAACAAGGUGUUCGCCUCCCAGUGGCUCAACCACCGCCAGGUGGUGUGUGGAACCAAGUGCAAUACGGUGAGACAUUGCCCUCUUGUUUUACCCUACUCUGCUUUCUUCUUUCAAAAUGGAAAAAGGUGUAAAAACAUUUACUGUUAACUGGAAAACCUCGAACUGACCUAUUAUGAAUAAUAAAGCUACCCCCACAUGAUUCCAGACCAUUUAACUUUUUAUCUAACCAGAUUUCUUUGUUCCUCUCCCCAGCUAUUUGUGGCAGAUGUUCUGACAGGGCAGAUCACUCGCAUCCCCAUGCUGAAGGACCGACAGGGCGGAAGAGGGGGGGUCGGGGGGACAAUAGGAGCCCCCUUCCUCUCCGGUAGUGGCUCAGUGUCUGGGCUGGACCAGCAAGGCUGUGGGAUCCACGCCAUCGAGCUUAACCCCUCCGGCACUCUGUUGGCCACCGGCGGAGACAACCCUAACAGCCUGGCCGUCUACCGGCUGCCCACCCUGGACCCCGUCUGCGUGGGGGACGUGAGUUGUUCCUCUCUCUUCUGGGUGUUUUGUUACUGAGCUACACAGUGGCACAGCAGUGGUGGCUGAGACAGCCUAAGCAAGGCUGAUCAUACAAUGAAAAUAGUUGUUUUUUAAAAUCCUAAUCAUGGGAGGGUUCUCUGUUUUUCAGGAUGGCCAUAACGAUUGGAUCUUCUCAAUUGCGUGGAUCAGCGACAGCAUGGCUGUGUCUGGUGAGUGUUAAGUGACACAAACUGCUAAGCCAUAUGGAGAACUUCACACUAUUGUUCAUCCGCAAUAGUUUUUUAUGUAUGUAAUAUUGUCUCCGUAUAAAAUCAACAAACCAAUCAAUGUGCUGCUACUCUACAGGGUCCCGGGACGGUUCAAUGGGCCUGUGGGAGGUGUCUGAGGAGGUUCUGAGCCACUCCAUGAGACAGCAGGACGAAGAGGGGGUCCCCUGCUACUCCCACAUCUCCCACCGUGCCCUGGAGGACAUCCCCAAGGAAUACACCAACCCCUACAACUGCAAAGUGCGCGCCCUGGCCUUCAACAACAACCACAAGGUCAGCCACACCUCCCUCCUAGCCCUCUGAGACAAACCACAGCCAGUGUUCUCUAGUAGAAAUCUGUGUUGUACUUCAGCCCUGUACCUACACACUAUCUUUUAUUGCCUUCUCUCAGGAGCUUGGUGCAGUGUCCCUGGAUGGCUAUUUCCACCUUUGGAAGGCAGAGCAAAACUUGAGCAAGGUCUGUUUGAGUAUAUCUGUUUCCGCUCUGCAUAGCAAUGCUUGUUUGGUUCUGUGACUGUACUUGCUUGGGGACAUGUGGUCCUCUGUAGCUCAGCUGGUAGAGCACGGCGCUUGUAACGCCAAGGUAGUGGGUUCGAUCCCCGGGACCACCCAUACACAAAAAUGUAUGCACGCAUGACUGUAAGUCGCUUUGGAUAAAAGCGUCUGCUAAAUGGCAUAUUAUUAUUUAUUAUUAUUAUUAUUAUUAUUAUAUUAUUAUUGGAGAGUAUGAACACUUGGCUGGUGUCGUCAUAAGUCAAUAUUAAACAGUACUGCAUGUUUGUUGAAUGUCCUCACAUACCAAACAUUUCUGGUCAAGACGAUUGGGUGCGUUAGGGUUGGGCGAUGUUACGAUGGUAUCGGAUAUCGAAGAUGAUUGACAGCCAUAUCGACGACAUCGUAAUGUGACAGAUGAUGUAUAGCCUAUUACAAUUUGUCUGGUACCACGCAGUAGAGAGCUGACCGGGCAGCCCACAGCAGGGCCCUGCCAAGUGGCCUAUUCCUUUGCUAUAGCAUGCAUAACCUACAGUGCAUUUGGAAAGUAUUCAGACCCCUUCCUUUUUUCCACAUUUUGUUACGUUACAGCCUUAAUCUAAAAUGGAUUUUAAAAAAAUAUCCUCAUCAAUCUACACAUAAUACCCCACCCAUAAUGACAAAGCGAAAACAUGUUUUCAGACAUUUUUGCUAAAUAAAAAAACAGAUACUUUAUUUACAUAUGUUAUGAGACUCAAAAUGGAGCUCAGGUGCAUCCUGUUUCCAUUGAUCAUCCUUGAGAUGUUUCUCCAACUAGAUUGGAGUCCACCUGUGUUAAAUUCAAUUGAUUGGACAUGAUUUGGAAAGGCACACACUUGUCUAUAUAAGGUCCCACAGUUGACAGUGCAUGUCAGAGCAAAAACCAAGCCAUGAGGUCGAAGGAAUUGUCCAUAGAGCUACGAGACAGGAUUGUGUCGAGACACAGAUCUGGGGAAGGGUACCAAAAAAUAUCUGCAGCAUUGAAGGUCCCCAAGAACACAGUAGCCUCCAUAAUUUUUAAAUGGAAGAAGUUUGGAACCACCAAGACUCUUCCUAGAGCUGGCCGCCCGGCCAAACUGAGGAUUCGGAGGAGAAGGGAGGUGACCAAGAACCCGAUGGUCACUCCGACAGAUCUCCAGAGUUCCUCUGUGGAGAUGGGAGAACCUUCCAGAAGGACAACCAUCUCUGCAGCACUCCACCAAUCAGACCUUUAUGGUAGAGUGGCCAGACGGAAGCCACUCCUCAGUAAAAGGCACAUGACAGCCCACUUGGAGUUUGCCAAAAGGCAUCUAAAGGCCUCAGACCAUGAGAAACAAGAUUCUGUGGUCUGAUGAAACCAAGAUUGAACUCUUUGGCCUGAAUGUCAAGCGUCAUGUCUGGAGGCAACCUGGCACCAUCCUUACGGUGAAGCAUGGUGGUGGCAGCAUCAUGCUGUGGGGAUGUUUUUCAGCGGCAGGGACUGGGAGACGACUCCAGAUCAAGGGAAAGAUGAACGGAGCAAAGUACAGAGAGAUCCUUGAUGAAAACCUGCUCCAGAGCGCUCAGGACCUCAGACUUGGGUGAAGGUUCACCUUCCAACAGGACAAUGACCCUAAGCACACAGCCAAGACAACGCAGGAGUGGCUUCGGAACCAGUCUCUGAAUGUCCUUGAGUGGCCCAGCCAGAGCCCGGACUUGAACCCAAUCAAACAUCUCUGGAGAGACGCUCCCCAUCCAACCUGACAGAGCUUGAGAGGAUCUGCAGAGAAGAAUGGGAGACACUCCCCAAAUACAGGUGUGCCAAGCUUGUAUCGUCAUACCCAAGAAGACUCUAGGCCAGGGGUGUCAAACGUCCGGCCCGCGGGCCGGAUCAGGCCCGCAAACGGGUUUAAUCCGGCCCGCGAGAUGAUUAAAAACAUUUUAAAUAAAAGGAACAAAAAAUAAUAAAAUAAUAAAAAAAAUUGUAAAGUAUAAAAAUGCGCUGCAAUUUUUCAAUAAAAUAAACUGCUGUUCCAAUUGCGUCCACUGGAUGGCGCAAAAGCAAUUGUGUUAAGCAAGCAAACUGUUUAUACCGGGGCAGAGCAAGUAGGUCAAGCACGGGCAGCCAAUGAGCUACUUUGUUUUGCCCGCGAUAUUUAUUACGGCUUCUACUUUUAACAUUAUGUGCUUUGGCACCCUCAUUGCCCCAAUAUGUCUCUGUCAAAAAAGAGAAAAGUGGACGCAGAGUGUUCCAAGAAAAAUGGUCAUCCUAUUUCUUCACGGAAUUGAAUGGGAAAGCUGUAUGUUUGGUGUGUUCAGAGCAUGUUGCAGUGCUGAAAGAAUAUAACCUUCGUCGCAACUAUGUGAGUCUUCAUGCCGACAAAUAUGACAACUUUCAAGGACAGCGGAGAUGAGAGAAGGUGAAUGAGCUGUUGGCAGGUCUGAAGAAACAGCAGUCUGUGUUUACUCACAGCCGAGACAUCAGUGACGCUGCAGUGAAAGCUAGCUACCUCAUUGCUAAUGAAAUCGCAGUGGCUUCAAAACCAUUUAGUGAGGGUGAAUUUGUAAAAACAUGCAUGAUGAAGGCAGCGGAGAUUGUGUGCCCUGAAAAGCGGCAGGCUUUUGCAAAUAUCAGCCUGACAAGAAACACAGUUGCAGACAGGAUUUCCGAUCUUUCAGUGGAUUUGGACAGCCAGUUGAAGCAAAAAGUAGUCAUUUAUUGCGUUUUCGGUUGCAAUUGAUGAAAGCACGGACAUUACAGAUGUUGCACAACUGGCCAUUUUCAUCCGCGGAGUUGAUGACACAUUGACCGUCACUGAGGAGUUCGUGGAGUUGGUGCCGAUGACAGAUACAACGACAGCAGCUGAUAUUUUUACCGCACUCGUCGGCGCGCUGGACAGGGUCGGAGUGGACUGGUCCCGCGCUGUCAGCCUGGCUACAGAUGGUGCGCCCUCAAUGAUCGGGAAAAAAGCAGGCGUUGUGACAAAGUUCAGAGAGAAAGUGCAAUCUGCAAAUGGAGGACGUGAUUUUUUGACUUUUCACUGUAUUUUGCACCAGGAGGCUUUGUGUUGCAAGUCAUUAAAGAUGGAUAACGUCAUGAAGGUGGUCAUCCAAACUGUUAAUUUCAUCCGAUCCAGAAGCCUGAAUCACCGUCAGUCUGACAGCCUUCUCAGAGACCACAUCUAUGGCCUGCCAUACCACACUGAGGUAAGAUGGUUAAGCCGAGGUGCUGUGCUGAGGCGUUUCUUUGAUUUACGAGAAGAAAUUGAACAGUUCAUGGAAGAAAAGGGCAAACCAGUGUUAGAAUUUCAUUCCGCAGAAUGGAUGCAGGACCUUGCAUUUAUGGUGGAUGUUACAGAGCACCUGAAUAACUUGAACAAACAGCUGCAAGGGCGCAACAAAGUUGUCACGCAGUAUUAUGACAGCAUACGUUCUUUCAAGUUGAAGCUGUCAUUGUGGGAGACGCAACUUGCCGGUGGUGAUGCAGCUCACUUCCCCUGUCUGAAAAAUGUGUGCGCGACCCAACAUGUGGCAGACAUGAAGCGGUUCAAAGAUAAAAUAACGGGACUGUUACGGGAGUUUGAGCAACGCUUUCAGAUUUAUGUUUAUAUGUUUUUAUGUUGAUGUGCUAUUGUUUUUAAUUGUUUUUAUUUUAUUUGUAUAUUUAACCUAUUCUUGACUCUGUGGUUCUUGCACUUGUUUGGGGAACAGGAUGUCAUUCUUUUUAUCUACAUUUCUGCCUGAGAAAUGACACCCUGAUAUAGUUCUGUGAUAUGUGAAACAGUUCUGUUAAUCACUGAGGCAUUGUGUGUUUGUGUGUUCUUUUUCUUUAGAAUUUUCAAAUAAACUUGACGUGUUUUAUGAUUAAUAGUGAUCUUGUGCUUGUACUAUUUUGGACACACUGUCCUCAGGCUCCAGCUUUAGGUUGUAUGUUGAUCGUAUUAAAACAAAGAAAACAAUCUGAAGUUGUUGUUUUUAAGUUAUAUAUACCAUGAUUUUUCCGGUCCGGCCCACUUGGGAAUAGAUUUUCCUCCAUGUGGCCCCUGAGCUAAAAUGAGUUUGACACCCCUGCUCUAGGCUGUAAUCGCUGCCAAAGGUGCUUCAACAAAGUACUGAGUAAAAAGUCUGAAUACUUAUAGGUGGGGUAUUGUGUGUAGAUUGAGUAUUUUUAUUUAUUUAAUCAAUGUUAGAAUAAGGCUGUAACGUAACAAUGUGGAAAAAGUCCAGGGGUCUGAAUACUUCCAGAAUGCACUAUAUUUCAAGAAAUAUUUUAAAACAAUUUACAGAAUGCAACAAAAUAAUGUAGACAGCUAAGAUUUUCACCAAAGCAGCGCAAAAUGUCCAGUCAGAUUUUAAAUUCCCCCCCCCAGUGAUCUGAAUCCUGUUUUUAUAGCGGACACUCCGGUGUCUUAAUAAUUUUAAAAGCCUCAUUUUGUAUUUUCUCUCCAUUUGAUAUAAAUAUGACUUAAGUUUUUAUGCAUGCUGUCUUUCUCCCGCUGCUCUAAUUCAUUAUUAAACAAUUAAUUUAUCUAACAGAGUUCUAUCUCAGAAAGUUUGAAGUUGUUUUUAAGUAACCUAAAAACAUGAUAGGCCUAUGGUAAUAAUGAGAGGUAGAACAAACAAUAGCAAGAAAGAAAAAUUGAAUGAGUAGUUUGAACAAACCUUACAGUUGAGCAAAGCUUAGUCUAAUAUAUAAUAAAUUAUGCAUGCAUCCCUCCUCCUUCCCGUUGCGAACCAAACGGCCAAAAGCCAAAUCCUACUGAUAGCCUAUCAAAACCAUUAAGACAAGUUAAAGUUAUUUGAGUAUUUCCCAAAUAGGCUAAUAAAUAGUGUUUAAUGUCCUAGUGUUGCAGCUUUCAAAUGGGAACAAUUGUAAAAGUCAGUCAAUAGGCAAUGUUCUAUCACAGCUCUAUUUUGAAUUAAAAAUAUGAGGCAACAAUAAGUGAAAUUUAGCAAACAUUAUCAAGAUUGAGUUGCACCCGCUCUUUUUCCCUUCAAAACAGCCUCAAUUCGUUGGGGCAUGGACUCUACAAGGCGUCAAACGUUCCACAGGGAUGCUGGCCCAUGUUGACUCCAAUGCUUCCCACAGUUGUCAAGUUGGCUGGAUAUCCUUUGGGUGGUGGACGAUUCUUGAUACACACGGGAAACUGUUGAGGGUGAAACCCAGCAGCGUUGCAGUUCUUGACACACACUGUUGUGUCUGGCACCUAUUGUCAUACUCAUUCUCAAAGGCACUUACAUUUUUUGUCUUGCCCAUUCACUCUCUGAAUGGCGCACAUACACAAUUCACGUCUCAAUUGUCUCGAGGCUUAAAAAUCCUUCUUUAACCUGUCUCCUCCCCUUCAUCUACACUGAUUUGAAGUGGAUUUAACAAAUCAAUAAGAGAUCAUAGCUUUCACCUGGAUUCACCUGGUCAUUCUAUGUCAUGGAAAGAGCAGGUGUUCUUAAUGUUUUGUAUAAGCCUAGGCAAAAAUGUAAAUCAUUGAAUAUAAUUAUACAGUUCUGGGGACAGCAGAAGUGCUACAACCCAACACACGACGAGGCUCCUUGACUGUCACUUGCGCGUCGGCACAUACCUCUUUCGUGCCACAGCAGAGAGGAAUAGGCUGCUAAAAAGAUUUGGCCCCAAAAAUAUAUUUUCAUGAUUUCUCAUGUCCCUCCCGUAGCAUGUGAGCUUGUGCUAGCGGUCCUUUUUAGCAGUCUUUUUUUCCAUUUAGUUUCUAUUAAAACAUUUUGGGGGUUGGCUAAUAGGGGUCGAUACCAUCGUAUAUCACAAUGUUUGAUGGGUACUUAAUCAAGAUAGGACAUUUACAUUUACAUUUUAGUCAUUUAGCAGACGCUCUUAUCCAGAGCGACUACAAAUUGGUGCAUUCACCCUAUAGCCAGUGGGAUAACCACUUUACAAUUAUAUUUUUUUUUUUUGGGGGGGUGGGGGGUAGAAGGAUUACUUUAUCCUAUCCCAGGUGUUCCUUAAAGAGGUGGGGUUUCAAAUGUCUCCGGAAGGUGGUGAGUGACUCCGCUGUCCUGGCGUCGUGAGGGAGCUUGUUCCACCAUUGGGGUGCCAGAGCAGCGAACAGCUUUGACUGGGCUGAGCGGGAACUAUGCUUCCGCAGAGGAAGGGGAGCCAGCAGGCCAGAGGUGGAUGAACGCAAUGCCCUCGCCUGGGUGUAGGGACUGAUCAGAGCCUGAAGGUACGGAGGUGCCGUUCCCCUCACUGCUCCAUAGGCAAGCACCAUGGUCUUGUAACGGAUGCGAGCUUCAACUGGAAGCCAGUGGAGUGUGCGGAGGAGGGGGGUGACGUGAGAGAACUUGGGAAGGUUGAACACCAGACGGGCUGCGGCAUUCUGGAUGAGUUGUAGGGGUUUAAUGGCACAGGCAGGGAGCCCAGCCAACAGCGAGUUGCAGUAAUCCAGACGGGAGAUGACAAGUGCCUGGAUUAGGACCUGUGCCGCUUCCUGUGUAAGGCAGGGUCGUACUCUCCGAAUGUUGUAGAGCAUGAACCUGCAGGAUCGGGUCACCGCCUUGAUGUUAGCGGAGAACGACAGGGUGUUGUCCAGGGUCACGCCAAGGCUCUUCGCACUCUGGGAGGAGGACACAACGGAGUUGUCAACCGUGAUGGCGAGAUCAUGGAACGGGCAGUCCUUCCCCGGGAGGAAGAGCAGCUCUGUUGGUUUGUUGAGAGGCCAUGUGAGGAUAUGACAGAGCCAAGUGACUUGGUGUAUAGGGAGAAAAGGAGAGGGCCUAGAACUGAGCCCUGGGGGACACCAGUGGUGAGAGCAUGUGUUGCGGAGACAGCUUCUCGCCACGCCACUUGGUAGGAGCGACCGGUCAGGUAGGACGCAAUCCAGGAGUGAGCCGCGCCGGAGAUGCCCAGCUCGGAGAGGGUGGAGAGGAGGAUCUGAUGGUUCACUGUAUCAAAGGCAGCAGACAGGUCUAGAAGGACAAGAGCAGAGGAGAGAGAGUUAGCUUUAGCAGUGCGGAGAGCCUCCGUGACACAGAGAAGAGCAGUCUCAGUUGAAUGACCAGUCCUGAAACCUGACUGGUUUGGAUCAAGAAGGUCAUCCUGAGAGAGAUAGCAAGAGAGUUGGCUAAAGACGGCACACUCAAUAGUUUUGGAAAGAAAAGAAAGAAGGGAUACUGGUCUGUAGUUGUUGACAUCAGUGGGAUCGAGUGUUGGUUUUUUGAGAAGGGGUGCAACUCUCGCUCUCUUGAAGACGGAAGGGACAUGGCCAGCGGUCAAGGAUGAGUUGAUCAGCGAGGUGAGGUAGGGGAGGUCACCGGAGAUGGUCUGGAGAAGAGAGGAGGGGAUGGGGUCAAGCGGGCAGGUUGUUGGGCGGCCUGCAGUCACUAGUCGCAAGAUUUUAUCUGGAGAGAGAGGGGAGAAAGAAGUCAAAGCAUAGGGUAGGGCAGUGUGAGCAGGACCAGCAGUGUCAUUAGACUUAACAAACGAGGAUCGGAUGUCGUCAACCUUCUUUUCAAAGUGGUUGACAAAGUCAUCCACAGAGAGGGAGGAGGGGGGAUUCAGCAGUGAGGAGAAUGUGGCAAAGAGCUUCCUAGGGUUAGAGGCAGAUGCUUGGAAUUUAGAGUGGUAGAAAGUGGCCUUAGCAGCAGAAACAGAUGAAGAAAAUGUAGAGAGGAGGGAGUGAAAAGAUGCCAGGUCGGCAGGGAGUUUAGUUUUCUUCCAUUUCCGCUCAGCUGCCCGGAGCUCUGUUCUGUGAGCUCGCAAUGAGUCAUCAAGCCACAGAGCUGGAGGGGAGGACCGAGCCGGCCGGGAGGAUAGGGGACACAGGGAGUCAAAGGAUGCAGAAAGGGAGGAGAGGAGGGUUGAGGAGGCAGAAUCAGGAGAUUGGAGGGAGAAGGAUUGAGCAGAGGGAAGAGAUGAUAGGAUGGAAGAGGAGAGAGUAGUGGGAGAGAGAGAGCGAAGGUUGCGGCGGCGCGUUACCAUCUGUGUAGGGGCAGAGUGAGUAGUGUUGGAGGAGAGCGAGAGAGAAAAGGAUACAAAGUAGUGGUCGGAGACAUGGAGGGGAGUUGCAGUGAGAUUAGUAGAAGAGCAACAUCUAGUAAAGAUGAAGUCAAGCGUAUUGCCUGCCUUGUGAGUGGGGGGGGAUGGUGAGAGGGUGAGGUCAAAAGAGGAGAGGAGUGGAAAGAAGGAGGCAGAGAGAAAUGAGUCAAAUGUAGACGUGGGGAGGUUGAAAUCCCCCAAAACUGUGAAGGGUGAGCCAUCCUCAGGAAAGGAACUUAUCAAGGCGUCAAGCUCAUUGAUGAACUCUCCAAGGGAACCUGGAGGGCGAUAGAUGACAAGGAUAUUAAGCUUAAAUGGGCUAGUGACUGUGACAGCGUGGAAUUCAAAUGAGGAGAUAGACAGAUGGGUUUUGGGAAAAAUUGAGAAUGACCACUUGGGAGAGAUGAGGAUUCCUGUGCCACCACCCCUCUGACCAGAUGCUCUCGGGGUAUGCGAGAACACAUGGUCAGACGAGGAGAGAGCAGUAGGAGUAGCAGUGUUUUCAGUGGUAAUCCAUGUUUCCGUCAGCGCCAGGAAGUCGAGGGACUGGAGGGUAGCAUAGGCUGGGAUGAAGUCAGCCUUGUUGGCGGCAGAACGGCAGUUCCAGAGGCUGCCUGAGACCUGGAACUCCAGGUGUGUGGUGCGUGCAGGGACCACCAGGUUAGAGAGGCAGCAGCCACGCGGUGUGAGGCGUUUGUGUAGCCUGUGCGGAGAGGAGAGAACAGGGAUAGGCAGAGGCAUAGUUGACAGGCUGCAGCAGAUGGCUACAAUAAUGCAGAGGAGAUCGGAAUGAAAUGAACUAAACAUCAGGGAAAGGAGAGAGCAGGCCUCCCUCACCAAAAAAAAUAAAAUAUAUAACUCUCCCAACUGACAAAGGUUGACAAAGGUUGACAUCUCCCAACCCUAGUGUGCGUACGCAUGUUUGUCAGGAGACUUGUCUAGCUAAAUGUCUAGCCCCGUCCAACAAGCCUGUGUAUCUGUUGUUCAUAGCUGCUGUCCACGAAGUUGCCUCACUGCAAGGAGAACGUGUGUCUGGCAUACGGUCAGGACUGGUCGGUGUAUGCGGUGGGCUCUCAGGCCCAUGUGUCCUUCCUAGACCCCCGACAGCCCACUCACAACAUCAAAUCAGUCAGCUCCCGGGAGAGGGGAAGUGGUAAGGAAUUGACACAACACUACAGUGUUUGACACAUAUACACACACACACACACAGGGCGUAUUGGUGAAUAUAUAUAUAUAUAUAUAUAUAUAUAUAUUUCAGAACACUAUAGCAUACAUGCUUUCUGUAAACUUUCUGUAACUUUCAUUUCAUUCCAUUUUUCCAGAGGCAACACGAGGUACUGCAAACACAUUCCACCAAGAAGCAAAACAAAACCCAAACAUUCGCCAAGACCCGCCCUGCACUUAUGCUGCCUUCAAGUGGUAUCGGAAAUAGGAGUUACCGACUCUGAAAUUUCACUUGAAUGACCCUCCAAGUCAGGAUUACGAGUUGGAAAGGCGGGAGUAAAUUAUGAAACCCGAGUUUACGAGUUGUGCCGUUUCAUCACUGGCCUUUUCAACCAAAAGAUGAUAAAACAAAACCAUUUACAUUAUUUGUACAUUAUUUUAAUGUGAAUAAUGUAGCUAGUUUGGCCAUAUUGUCAACGUUAGCCAGCUAGCUAAAAUAUUAUUAGGAACGUUGGCUAGCUAGAUACAUUAUUAUUAUUAUUAGCAACGUUAGCCAGAUAGCUAAAUUAUUAUUAUUAGCAAUGUUAGCAAGCUAGCUAAAUUAUUAUUAUUAUUAUUAGCAACGUUAGUUAGCUAGCUAAAUUAUUAUUAUUAGCGUCGUUAGCCAGCUAGCUAAAUUAUUGUUAUUAGCAAGGUUAGCUAACUAGCUAAAAUACCAUUGGUUGAGAAGAGUUGUUCCGAAUUCAAAAGCACUUGGACACACUGAUGUCGUAUUUACGACUUCACCAACUGGGAAAUGCGAGUUUCCGAGGAGCAUUUGAACGCAGCAUUACGAUGAAGUGCAGAGGCAGUACGUUUGAAAGGAAAAUUUGUUACAGCUUUUUUAAAGACGUUUAUAAAGCUAUUAAAAGGCAAGGUAUUAACUUGUUUGUGUGUGUUCGUUCCCAGGCAUCCGCUCGGUGAGUUUCUAUGAGCACAUAGUGACUGUGGGCACAGGCCAGGGCUCUCUACUGUUCUAUGACAUCAGAGCCCAGAGGUUCCUGGAGGACCCUUCCAGCCUGGCCGGCGGGUUCCGGCAGCGCCCAGGAGAGGGCAUCCUCAAACUCACCACAGGGAAGGGCUGGCUGGUACGAUUAUUUUAUUUAUUGUUCCCCUUUUGUAUACCCCUUUCAGGAACUUUUAACUUGAAGUGUCCUGCUAUUACUAUAUAUGCUACAUGACCAAAAGCAUGUCGACACCUGCUCGUUGGAGAUCUCAUUCCAAAAUCAUGGCCAUUAAUAUGAAGUUGUUCCCCCCUUUGCUGCUAUAACAGCCUUAACUCUUCUGGGAACAUACUGGACAUAUAUACUGGACCUCUGAGACCCUGAAGCGACAUUUGUCUGGAUUUAGUUUGAGAUUAAGAGCUUUUAUCCUGUCCAUGACCUGGCGGAGGCGCUCGUCGUGUUCCUGACCAGGAUGUCGUCCACAAUGAUUUUGACAUGGUUGUUCUGCGAAAAGCUGCUCCAUGCACCUCUGAAACACUUCACUUCCUGUAGAGAUUCCACAGGGCAUGUGUAGGAAGUGAUAUCUGCCCACUGGGGUCAUGAAGGUGGUGAGCUUUGAUGACGCUUCACCAAGUGGGCUCUGCCAGAACCCACACUUGGUAUCCAACAUGAAGAAUACCUUUGCAUCAGGCAUGUCGGAGAUCACCUGCUCCACUGUUCUCAUGGGAUGAUGUGGCCUGAGGAGCGCUUUGUUGAGAUGGACUGGAUCAAUGCAUAUUCUCACUCUUCUAGCCUUUUUCUUUACAGACACCAUGGCUGAGACCCAUUCCAUGGCCUCCUCUUCUCUCGUGAUGACAUCCCGUCCUUCCAUUCGGUCCAUCUCCGUGACCACUUUUUCCUUCAUUGCGAGUGGCAUGCUUCUGGGAGCGCACACUGUGGGGUGCACAGAGACAUCCUGCCGCAUGUUGUAAACGACUGGUAGCUUACCCACUGUGCUGGAGUCAAACAGGUCUCUGUAUUCAGUCUGCUCAGGGGCUUCAUGCUGGACUGCAUGCACUUCAGGUCGGAGACUAACUAAGCCCAGUCGGAUACUGUCAGAGAGGGCAAUGAGUGGUUUGACUUCACAAUACACCACAUGGAAUUGUAGCUUUCCACAUGUAAAGUCCAGAGUGGCAUUGAAAGUCUUACUCACCUGUCCUCCAUAAGCCACUAGAUUCACUGUGUUUGAGUGGUCAACAGGAGUGCUUGGGUCAACGUGUUGUAGCCCCAGUGUAAGUUUUUACUUUAAUGUUCUCACCACUGUUGAUGGCUGAGAGAUCUGUGAAUAUCUCUCCCAUCUCUAAGGUUAUAUCCACAUUUUCACAGUUCAGUAGAUCUACUGGUUCAGGUGUCUCCUGUGUCCCCAGUUCAUUAACCCUGUGUGAAUACCUGCCUCUGCAUGGAUUGGGAGGAGCAGCCUCCGCUCUUCUGGGAAGGCUUUCCACUAGAUGUUGGAACAUUGCUGCGGGGACUUGCUUCCAUUCAGCCACGAGUAUUAGUGAGGUCGGACACUGAUGUUGGGCGAUUAGGCCUGGCUCGCAGUCAGUGUUCCAAUUCAUCCCAAAGGUGUUCGAUGGGGUUGAGGUCAGGGCUCUGUGCAGACCAGUCAAGUUCUUCCACACCGAUCUCGACAAACCAUUUAUGUAUGGGCCUUGCUUUGUGCACGGGGGCAUUGUCAUGCUGAAACAGGAAAGGUCCUUCCCCAAACUGUUGCCACAAAGUUGGAAGCACAGAAUCGUCUAGAAUGUCAUUGUAUGCUCUAGCAUUAAGAUUUCCCUUCACUGGAACUAAGGUGCCUAGCCCGAACCAUGAAAAACAGCCCCAGACCAUUAUUCCUCCUCCACCAAACGUUAGUUGGCACUAUGCAUUCGGUAGUGAAUGUUGCAACCGAGGACAGACUAUUUUUACGAGCUUCAGCACUCUGCUGUCCCGUUCUGUGAGCUUGUGUGGCCUACCACUCUGGCCUUUUGUAAGUCGAGUGUUCCCCAUAGGAUUUUCUUCAGCAGCGGUGUUAGUUCUCAAAAAGGAUCUUAUGAAAAAAAUAUGUUGCUCCAUUAUCAUUUUUCUACAUACUUUAUAGCUGGUUUUAGUUGUUUAAAUUUACAAUGGAAAACUUUUUACCAUCCUGAAAAUAUAUUCCCCCCCACCCCCCCAGUGGAGGCCACGAUUUAAAUGCAUAUAGGUUAAACACUGAUGUCACCCACUCCCUCUCACACCUGUUUCUCUCGCUCUCCCUCAGAAUCACGAUGAGACGUGGAGGAGCUACUUCUCGGACAUCAACUCGUUCCCCAACGCCGUGUACACACACUGCUACGACGACUCCGGCACCAAGCUGUUUGUGGCCGGCGGACCGCUGUGCUCGGGCCUUCACGGCAACUACGCAGCCCUCUGGAGCUAGCCUUCACUUCUCCUCCUCCUCUGUCUUGCCAUCUCUCCUUAACCCACUACCCAGCCCCCCUCUCUCCUCUUCCUUCUUUUAGCGUUUCACUCACUCAGUUGUCCCUCCAGUCUUGUCCCUCCCUCGUGGACUCAGGAGCAUGAUCUUGACCCCC
Coregonus sp. 'balchen' is the source of this 17596-nucleotide messenger RNA. The record is from the annotation of a GenBank genome assembly. Lineage: Eukaryota; Metazoa; Chordata; Actinopteri; Salmoniformes; Salmonidae.